Messenger RNA from Spirodela intermedia, 1638 nucleotides. NCBI's taxonomy places the organism in Eukaryota, Viridiplantae, Streptophyta, Magnoliopsida, Alismatales, Araceae. The record is from the annotation of a GenBank genome assembly.
AUGGAAUCCCCUUCAUUAUACGUACAAGUUAGUGGCCAAGCUCAGAUUUCUCCAAUUCCCCUGUAAAGGCCUGAGAAGCUUGUCCGUCGUUUGAGCUGGCUUCAUGAGACUGCCCAUGGCUUUUGCCGUGAUCAGGGGAAUUGUCUGAGGAAGGAGCCCAGAAACCCUAAGAUUACCAUCUUUGCUACAGACACCGGGAAGAAGGACAAAUUCCUGGAGGACCCAUGCCCACCUGUGUCUUCUUCUCUGAUGGAUAGGUGUAUAUAGAGGAGGGAGGGAGGGAAGAAAAGAGAGAGAGAGAGAGAGAGAGAGAGAGAGAGAGUUUUGGCCGAAGAAGGCUAUUCAGGGAUGAGAAGCCAGGGAAGCUCGAGAGAUGGGAACAGGAGCCCACAAGUGAGCAGGACGAUGCUCAAAGAAGAGCCUCGUCUCUCCGGCGCUUUCAUCCGAAGCCUGGUGAAGCGGCUCUGCGCCUCCAGGCAGAGAGAACCCACGCUCUCUCUCUAUGGAGUUGGGUCGUCCUCGAGCCAUGGGAGAAUUGGAGAAGAAGCUUAUGGUCACGGCGGCCCGCCGCCGGGAGCCCCUCCCCGUCCCAGGAAGCAAGUCAGGAGAAGACUCCACACCGCGAGGCCGUUCCAGCAGAGGCUUCUCGACAUGGCGGAGGCCAGGAGGGAGAUUGUGGCUGCCCUAAAGCUCCACCGCGCGGCCAUGAAGCGAACCGGCGAUGUGCAGCAGCAGCAUGGACUCCCACAGCUGCCGUCCUCUCCGCCACCCUUUGCAGUUUCACCCAAAGGGUUAUUUACCGCUACACCAUCUGCCCCAUCUCCAUCUUCAUCUCCGUCGGCGCCCGUCUCCGAGAGUGUCGACAUCCACCUCCAAGACCCCAUCAGCCCUGCGAUCCACGCCACACUCUGUGCUCCCGCUCCCCCUCCGAGCAAUCCGAGGUCUCCCCUAAAGGCUGCGGCGGCGCCGCCGCCGCCGCCCGCGGCCGUGCUGCACCCCGCGAUGAGCGAGGAGGAGAUGGCCGAAAUUCGGUCUAUCGCGGAGCAGCACGACGUGGAGUGGAGCGACCGGCUGAGCAUGACGGAGUCGGCGUGGUGGUCCAGUUUCCUCGAGGAGACGACGGGGAGCGGAGAGGGAGUGUGCCCUCCGCCAUUGGAGGACCUUCUGGAGAUCCAUGAAUGGGGGAGCAACCGGCCAUGCCUGGUCAACUACGGGCUGCCCUGGUGAGAAUGAGAGCAGUCUCUUCGAGGGUUCCGGGAGGGACAGGAGGUGUCCUGUUGCUUCCUUGUUCCGUCUAAUUCAUCAAACUACCUCUGUUUUGGAAUCCUUUUCCUUCUUCUGCCCCUCUGCAUGGUUUGACCGGGUGAAAAGGUGGGGGUUUUCACGACGCAGGUAUGCUAAGAGCGUUGAGGUGACUCAGAACGGUUGACCCCCUCGAGUCAGCCUCACCUGUCCCGUUCGCGCGGGUCCACAGUGGAACCCGGUCUUCCUCCUCAGACCCGAUAAACCCGCCUGGUUCAAGUCUGCGGAAGAGACACCCACCACCGACUGGACCACCUACGUAUGCAACCCUAAAGCUUCUCUCCCGACCAGGCGUUCACUCUGAGCAUGGUUGACCGCGACCGGUCGCAGAGUUGA